Molecule: messenger RNA, 1476 nt
Organism: Penicillium coprophilum
Lineage: Eukaryota; Fungi; Ascomycota; Eurotiomycetes; Eurotiales; Aspergillaceae
Exons: 3
Coding region: 1-1476 (491 amino acids)
Biological process (GO): transmembrane transport
Molecular function (GO): transmembrane transporter activity
Source: RefSeq, a predicted model, not a curated record
AUGGUGUUCGCGCGUGGCGAUGUCUCCGGCCAUGAUGAUCCAGUAAUAGAUCAUCAAGAUCCCAGCAAAUAUAUCACAGUUGUGUCCUGGGAUGGGCCACGAGAUCCCGGAAAUCCAUACAACUGGUCUUUAUGCGAGAAAUGGCUGCUCACUGCCCUCGCUGUAUUCGCGACCUUCAUGACCAUGAUCAACGGCACAAUAUUUACAGUAGCACACGAGACCAUGAAUGAGCGCUUUCACAUUUCAGACGCUAGUUUCCCUCACUCCUAUUGGCCUGUCACAUCGUGGGCCGUUGGUGGCGGCUGUUUCUCCCUGCUCGUUCUCCCUCUCAUGGAGGACUUUGGUGUACGGCUGUGGCACAAAAAUUUUUACACCUUGGUCAUCACGAGAUUCUUCGCCGGAGGAUGUGUCUCCAUCCUCGCUAAUACCUCUGGCACGGUCAUUGGGAAUGUCUGGGACACAGAGCGAAAUCGAAACGUGCCUGUCAGUCUUUUCAUCGUUGCCUACCUGUCCGGUAGUAGUAUUGGACCCGUUAUUGGAGCUGCUAUCUACCAGGCUCUCACGUGGAGGUGGAUUGGCUAUAUCCAACUUAUGUGGUAUGGUGCUUUCUUCCCUCUGUACUUCUUCUUGUUCAAGGAGUGUCGUGGAAUUGCAAUCCUAGGACAGCGUGCAAAGGCUCUGCGACGUGAAGGCAAGAACGCCUAUACCCAGCAUGAGAUUGACACACAAGGCCAGUCGAUUCUGAGCAUCGUGGGCCACAGCGCGAGCAGGCCUCUUUUCCUGUUCUUCACUGAGUCCGUGGUAUUUGUAUCGACCCUAUGGUCUGCCUUUACCGUUGGUACAUUGUAUCUGUUCACUCAAUCUGUUGAGCAGGUAUUCGCAGAGCUGUAUGAUUGGACACCGUCGCAAGCUGGAUACGUCCAAGCAGCAGUCGUGAUCGGAGAGCUUCUGGGAUGGGUGAUUACCUUGUUCUCAGGUAAGCUUUACUUCGACUCGGCAUCUCGCAACAAGGAGAUUCCCGGCACCCCUAUACCUGAGGCCCGGCUGUAUCUCGCCAUUGUAGGGGGUAUAUUCGGUAUCUCCGGUGGUAUGUUCACAUACGCGUGGACAUCAUACCCAAACUUCCCGUGGAUCGCACCGGCCAUCGGUCUCGCCAUGGUAGGGGCUGGAAGCGUCAUUGUCGUGACGGGAAUCUCUGACUAUGUGGUCGAUGCGUACAGCAAAUACGCGGGCAGCUGUAUGGGUAUCAUUGCCACUGGUGAGAACACCCUGGCGGCCUUCCUGCCCCUAGCUACCAUGAGCAUGUACUCUCACCUUGGCCUCGAGUGGGCUAGCACAGUACUAGCCUUCAUCGCAUUGGUUCUGUCUUUUGCGCCAAUAUUGGUGUUGAUUUGGGGUAAAGAUAUCCGAGCACGCAGUCCAUUCAUGAAGGAAGCCAUGGUGGAGAAGAGGAGGAAGAGCAUAGACUCUGUCUGA